CUCAUCGUCUUGAUCUUACCUGUCUCGUGGACAUCUGACCAAAAUGACUGUCAAUGACUCGGAAGCCUGGCUUGAGGCCUUGGACAGGGACGGCUACUGUGUCGUUCCCAAUGUCAUCCCUAUCCAAGCGUGUAAGGAAUACCAAGACAGUGCGAUGACCUGGCUUGAAGGGUUUGGGAAGGGGUUCAAACGUGACGACCCAUCCACCUGGUCUGCAGAGCAUCUUCCGAGACACUUCGCUGGUGGUAUGUACUCAUGUCACGGAGUCAUGCAUUCCGCUUGGGUAUGGAAGAUCCGAACACAACCCGGCAUUCAGGAGGUCUUCAAGAAAGUCUGGGGAGAGAGCGACUUGGUCGCAUCAUUCGAUGCCUGCAACAUCUCCCUUCCUCUCGGACCUCAAGCGAGGAAAGAUAUCGAGCCUACAAAGCCUUGGCCUCAUAUCGAUCAGAGCCCAGAGCUUGUACACAAGAGACAAGAGGUUCAGGGUAUCGCCAACUUAUAUCCCAGCGGACCUAAUGAUGGAGGCUUAGUCGUCGUGAAGGGUUCAUCCAAAUUACACAGGCAGUACUUUGAUGAACACGGUCGGUUCCCAUUCGAUGCCAAUGUCGACCCAAAGAAUGUCAAGGAACGCGGUAUGCAUUUUGACUACAAAGAGCUCGACUGGUAUUUGGCGCACGGCGCGGAGAUCAUAAAGGUGUGCGCCAAUGAGGGAGACUUCAUCUUAUGGGAUUCCCGAACGAUCCACUGGAAUAGAUCCCCGCAAGGUGAUCAAACUCGAUUCGCAACUUAUGUAGCCUAUGCGCCUCGUAAAUGGAUGACCGAGGCAGAGCUGGAGACAAAGCUGGAGGUCUUUAGGAAAAGAAUUGGUACAGGACAUGUGGCUACCCGUAAUCCAGAUGAGAAGCACAAUAAGGACCGUGAUCGGUGGGAUCUCGAGGACGGAGCCAAGUCAGUCCCCGCCAGACCCAGAGAGGAGCCUGAAGAGUCGCCCGAGAUCAUGUGGGCAGUCGGUGUGCGGCCUUAGGCAGCAAAGUUGUUGAAAUUGAUGCAGCUAGUCUAUCACCCGGCACGAUCUCACCGGUAU
This is a messenger RNA of Kockovaella imperatae, 1084 nucleotides long. RefSeq lists its product as hypothetical. The transcript has 5 exons. Bases 44 to 1024 code for a protein of 326 amino acids. NCBI's taxonomy places the organism in Eukaryota, Fungi, Basidiomycota, Tremellomycetes, Tremellales, Cuniculitremaceae. The record is from RefSeq and is a predicted model, not a curated record.